AUGGUAAUGAAAAAAAUAUUUGUGACUGUUGGAACAACAAAAUUUCCAAAACUUAUUGAUGCGGUUACUACAGAAGAUGUUUUAAACACAAUUAAAUCCUUGGGUUACAAUUUUGUUCAAAUUCAGACUGGUAAAGAGUUUUCCAAAGUGCACAUAGCUCCGGAUUUACCUUUGUCAUACAAAUUACAUUGCAAUGGCGAAAACGGCCAGAUUAUACUAAAAUUUGAUGAUCUGAUUUUAAAAUACGAACCGUACUUUGAAAAUUUCGAAGAAGAAAUUGUUAACAGUGAUUUAGUUAUAAGCCAUGCUGGUGCUGGAACUUGUCUAGAAGUACUUCGAAAGAAGAAAACAUUGUUGGUGGUAAUAAAUGAAGACUUGAUGGACAACCAUCAAAUAGAACUAGCAGAAGAACUUCAAUCCAGGGGUUAUUUAUAUUAUAGUACCUGUGACACAUUGAGUCAAGUGUUAAAAAAAGAUUUUUCUAAACUAAAAGAUUAUCCUCAACUAGAAAAAAAUAUAUUUGCAGAGUAUCUAGACAAGAGUAUGGGAUUUAUAUGA
This is a messenger RNA of Psylliodes chrysocephalus, 558 nucleotides long. NCBI's taxonomy places the organism in Eukaryota, Metazoa, Arthropoda, Insecta, Coleoptera, Chrysomelidae. The record is from the annotation of a GenBank genome assembly.